This is a messenger RNA of Chaetomium strumarium, 2277 nucleotides long. RefSeq lists its product as uncharacterized. The coding region runs from base 1 to 2277 and encodes 758 amino acids. Lineage: Eukaryota; Fungi; Ascomycota; Sordariomycetes; Sordariales; Chaetomiaceae. The record is from RefSeq and is a predicted model, not a curated record. The transcript has 7 exons. Gene Ontology annotation, molecular function: RNA binding.
AUGGCGUCCCCUGUCGUAGCAGAACUCGAGGCUGGCUUGCAGGCAAUGCUGCAACUUAAGCCGCCUGGAGUAUCGGGCUCUCGAAUCACGAACAUAACAGCGUUGUGUGUCGCCAACGUUCAGCAUGAAUCAGUUCUGAUCCAGAAGCUCUUCACCCACUUCAAGAAAACGCCCGGCACACACAAACUGGGAGUACUCUACGUCGUAGACUCUGUAACGAGGAAGUGGUUGGACCAGGCUAAAGCCCAAGGACAAACCCCAAGCCUCUCAUCGCCAGAUGGGACUUUCGCCGCAGGCGUGCAUAGAGUAACAGAGUUGAUACCACUUCUGAUGAACGACAUCAUCGCAACGGCUCCAGAAGAUCAAAAGACGAGCAAAACAUGUGAAGCGAGCUCGAAGAUGGACGGCGGCCCUGGCGACGAUGACCGCGACGGCCUCGCCUUCGGCAGGAGACUUCAAGACUCUGCUGACUUCUGCCUCACUUUCGAUAUCUGGGAGAAGGGCCAGACAUUCCCAGCUUCCAUGGUCAACUCGUUCAGGGAGAAACUGAAUGCUCCACGACCCAACGAGUCGACAACACCUCCCGGCAGCCCUCCUGCCGACCUUAGAGCCUCACUUGGUUCUGGUGGAAAAGUGGCGGCACUGCCCGCAAACCCUGCUAUCCCGAACAUCUUGGACACGCUUGCAAGCAUUGCUCGUCAGAAUGCCUCGUCAGCGCAGAGUAAUCCUAGCCUGGCGGCCCCGGCCCCGGCGUCUACUCCGGCUCCUGCGCCCGUGUUCAGUACAGCCGGUGGUCCGCAGAAUAGUGGUGCAAUGCAGCCCGCUCCGGCGCCCGUCCAGCCACAGCCCAGCAUGCCGUUCCUGCCACCUUCUCAGUCGGCUGCCCAGCCUGUAAAUGUGCCAGGACUGCCGUUUGCUUUCCACCCGCCGAUACCGCCGGCUCAGGCAAUGGCUUCGGCAGCUUCGGCUUCGGUUCCCCCGGCCGGUGCUGUCCCUGCUCCGCCAAACGUCGCAAGUAAUCCUGCUGCUACCACGGUACAGCUCGUUGCCGCGCUGGCGGCGCAGGGCAUCCCCGUUGACAAGAUUGCCAGCGUAAUCCAAAUGAUGGGGCAAACAGGCGCCCUCCCCCCGGCAGCCCCGCCGCAAAUACCGCAGCCCGCGCAGACCGGAUACGCAGUUCCACCUCCGGUCGGCGGUGCCGCACCGGCUCCCACCCCGUGGGAUGCUCCACGCACAGAUGAUGCACGUGAUCGCACUGGCUAUCAUGAUGGCAUGAGAUCGCCGAAUCGGGCCCGCGGCCGGUCCAGGUCCCGAUCUCCCGCGCGCUGGGAUGGCAGAGGCUCUCCGAGAUCGCGUGCGAAUGACCGUGCUUUCGACUACGGACAUCCUGGCUCUCCAGGCCGCGGCCGGGCAGACGACCGCUACCGCCAGAGAUCCCCUCGCGGGCGCCGUGGUGAGAGUCCGAGCCAGGAGCCGGUCCAGCAAGAAAAGUGGGUCGAGUAUGAUAACAGCCUGCCCAGCGGUUGCAUCAGAGUGUAUAGCCGGACCCUGUUCGUGGGCGGUGUAACUUGCUCUGAAGCUGAGCUGCGCGAGAUCUUCAACCGCUUUGGGCAAGUCCAGACAUGUAUCGUCAACAAGGACAAGCGACAUGCUUUCGUCAAGAUGUACUACCGCAAGGACGCCGAGCGGGCCAAGGCGGCCAUGGAGGAAGCCCGGAACAUAGAAUUCCAGCUUAGGACUAGGUGGGGAGUGGGAUUUGGCCCUCGCGACUGCAGCGACUACCAGAACGGGAUCAGUGUCAUCCCAAUCCACAAGCUCACUGAGGCCGACCGCAAAUGGAUGCUCACCGCCCCCUACGGCGGGUCCGGCGGCCGUCCCAUCGUUCACGGACUCUGUGUCGAGGAGCCGGACAUCGAGAUAGGCGCCGGCGUCUCCUCCAAGGCGAUCAGCCGCCGCAUGCAGACUGACAAGGGCGGGAAUCACGGCCCCAAAUCCAGCAGACAUCCCGAGGACGAGCCCGGAUUUGGUGGUGGUGGUGGUGGUGGUGGCGGCGGCGGCGGCGGCGGACGAUGGGGCCGCUUCGGAAGGGAGAAGCACCACGGUGGUGGUGGCGGAGGCCGCGAUCAAAGAAGAGUUGGUAGCGGCGAUCGGAACGAUAAGGCCGCUAACAGCGACGAGCCGGUCGUUCUAGGCUUGCCCGCGGGCAUUACGAUGGGUCCUAACGGGAUCAACUACCCGCCCAACUUUGCGUUUGGCGCGAGCGCAUCGAACCCUUAA